GUAAGUCCAGUGAAAACUGAUUCGUCGGGAGCGAAGCACGCUCGUGGCGCCGGCUCGCCGAAUCGAGGCCACGAUCAAUGACGCCACCGAGCUUCACUAAUAUUUCUGGUUCUUACGAAACAAACGUGUCGUCAGCAAUAUUACCUCAUAUCGUCUACCUCUAUUAUUAGAAAACUACGUAAGCAGUGUUCAUUUACACUCUAGUGAUCAUACAGCAGUGAAACGAAACGAACGCAUUCGCAUCAAUUAUGGAAAAACGUACUAUAUUCGCAUUUUAUUUCAUCGCGACGAUAUUCACAACAAACAGCUACAGAAUACUCGGAGUGUUCCCCUCGUUGGAUCGCAAUAAUUAUCUCACGUACAGGGGAUUGUUUCGGGAGUUAGCCAAUCGGAACCACGAAGUGACCCUCAUCAGCCACUUUCAACUCCCUGACGCUCCAGCCACAUACAAAGAAGUGUUAUUAAGCGACAAGCAAGUGUAUAAAGGUUUAUCGUUUGAAUCAGUGAUUGUAAAUGAAGUAUCGCGUGUGCCGUUUGAAACGCUAGUCGCUACUAAAGGUGGAAACGAUGACUGCAGGACUCUUAUGAACAACCAUCACGUACUGCAUAUGUUAAGGACUCGGCCUCGGUUCGAUGUUAUUUUGGUUGAGUCGUACAACAGUGACUGCGGACUGGCCUUGGCCGCCAAUUUGAGUGCUCCAUAUAUCGCAUUCAACCCCCAACCUAUUCAACCGUGGCAGUAUAACAGGUUGGGGAUAAAUUUCAACUCUGCAUGUGUAACACAAGCUGGAUUACCUUAUGGCAAAGAGCCUUGGUUUUUCGAACGGUUGAAGAGUUUUGUUUUGUAUCAUGUUUCUAACUGGGUGUACUAUGUCGGAUCUCAAGUGACAGAUCAUGUGUACUUGUAUAAAUAUCUAGGUGACGAUUUGCCAUCUUUAGAAAGUAUAGCGUCAAACGCAAGUCUGUUGUUUGUAAACACACACCAGUCGGUAUUCGGCGGUGUUUCCCGCCCGGAUAAUGUUGUUGACAUUGGCGGCAUACACGUGGGCCCUCCAAAAGUAAUACCAACAGAAAUUGAGAGAUUCAUAAACGAAGCGGAACAUGGAGUUAUUUAUGUCAACUUGGGCUCAACUGUGAAGGACUCGACUCUUCCGAAGGAUAAAUUAGAAGAACUUCUAGCAACAUUCAGUAAACUACCACUAAGAGUUAUUUGGAAAUGGGACGGUAACACAUUGGACUUGCCCAGAAAUGUUAUGACCAUGAGAUGGUUUCCACAAUACGAUAUUUUAAAACAUGACAACGUGAAAGUAUUUAUAUCACACGCAGGCAUUUUAAGUACUAUUGAAGCCCUAGAUGCGGGUAUUCCUGUCAUAGCCGUACCUCUAUUUGGUGACCAGUAUGGUAAUGCUGCAGCGCUUCAAGAUUCGGGUAUUGGCAGAACAGUUUCAUAUCAAGAUUUGAAGAAAAAGUAUCUAUUAAAUGCAAUCAAUGAAGUUUUGGAUCCUGUAUGGCAACAACGCGCCAAACAUGUGUCUCGAAUAUGGCAUGACCGUCCAAUGUCGCCCCUUGAAACCGCCAUCUACUGGACCGAAUACGUAGCACGUUAUCAAGGCGCACCAAACUUAACAACGGUCUCUGCUAAAAUACCGUGGUACCAGCAACUACAGCUAGAUGUCCUCGGUUCUGUAGCUAUUGUUGCCUACAUUUUAUGUUUCGUGUUAUACAAAAUUUUAGCUACAUGUUGUUGCUUCUGCUGUCGAAACGAUUCCGAAACUACAAUUAUAGAAGACAGAAGAACAAAAAGAGUUAAAUUCGAGUGAAAUGUAGUAACGUAACGGUGGGUUUGUUUAAUAUCUUGGGGUAUUAUCAACUCUAUGAGAAUCUCAAUUGAUAACCACAUUCGGGUGGUUAUAUGAACUGGAGCUGGUGACUUAUAAAUGUAUUAUUACUUCACAUUGUAAAUAUACAGUAAAAAAUGACAUAAAUAUUUUUCAAAUUAUUC
This is a messenger RNA of Galleria mellonella (greater wax moth), 2002 nucleotides long. RefSeq names its product UDP-glucosyltransferase 2-like (gene UGT44A1). Lineage: Eukaryota; Metazoa; Arthropoda; Insecta; Lepidoptera; Pyralidae. The record is from RefSeq and is a predicted model, not a curated record. The transcript is spliced from 4 exons. The coding region runs from base 249 to 1820 and encodes 523 amino acids. Gene Ontology annotation, molecular function: UDP-glycosyltransferase activity.